This is a messenger RNA of Pedinophyceae sp. YPF-701, 3891 nucleotides long. Lineage: Eukaryota; Viridiplantae; Chlorophyta; Pedinophyceae. The record is from the annotation of a GenBank genome assembly.
AUGGCCCCGCUCUACAAGGGCAAGCCAUGGACGCUGGGCCCAACCACGCAGCCGUCGCGCAAGGGCUCGAAGGCGAAGGUUUACACGAUUGAGGCGACGGGAGAGGUCUUCACAGACCCCAAUGAAUACAAGGCGAGAGAGAGCGCGUACAAGGAGCGCAACUGGAGCUGCGAGGUGACCGGGAAGGGCGGAAUGACGUACGCGGAGGCCCUCGCGCACGAGGAGGAGGCGCGGAAGGCGAGGACGAAGUCCUCUGAGCCGAAUUCCAAGACUAAGACAAAGGCUCGCGAAAGUGGCAAGAAGGCGAGGCCUCGCAAGGACCCCGUCGUGGCGGAGGCGCAGAAGGCCGCGGAGACCGACGCCGCCGCGGACGUGCAGUUCACCCCGGGCGGGCGCCCGAAGAAGCCGCGGAAGGGGAAGGUUGCGAAGUCGCUCUAUGUGGAUCCCCCCACCGACGACGAGGAGCACGACGCGUUCGAGCCGACGACGGAGAUGGAGAAGAAGCCCAAGGCGGGGCGCCGGGCGUACGGGUCCGGCGGGGGGCGCACCGUCGUUGGCGACGCCGAGGAGACUCUGUCGGACGCAGAGGACCGCAUCAGCCGUUUCACCUCCGGAAACAAGUACCCCGUCUUCCAGGUGUUGCGGGACGCCGGCACGGGCGGCAUGACGGCGAUGCAGAUCGGGGAGGCGAUCCAGGAGCGCGGGCUGCGCGAUCUGUCGGCCCUGAAGAGCGUGCACCACUCCAUGACGUCGGUCCUGCAGUAUGACAACGCCUUCGUCAGGGUGGGCCGCGGGCUGUGGGCGCUCCGGGCGCUCGUCGAGGGCCACGGGGAGGGGCGGCCGCGGACGGACGCGGAGCGCGGCGCGCGCAAGUCGGAGGAGGGCGAGGAGGACCCACGGCGCAGGGCCAAGCUGCAGCAGCAGCGGGCGAAGCGCCACCUCGCGAAGCACACGGCGCUGCUGCAGGAGGCGCGCGAGCGGCUGCUGGCGGCGGGCGAGAACGAGACGGCCAAGGCCGAGGCCCUGAAGGCCGUUGACGAGCAGAAGGAGCAGGUUGCGGCGUGGGAGAAGAGCCUCGCGGAGGUCGAGAAGGAGCUCGCGGAGAUGCGCGAGAGCGCCGCGUCGCGCCGCAAGGCCGAGCGCGCGUCCGACCGCCGCCCGCGCUUCCCGAUGGACGACCUCGAGUUGCACACCCUCCUGACUCAGCGCGCCAAGGACGCCGGGCAGCCCGGGCCCCCCGCGGACCUCCCCCUCCCGGAGCUGCUGCCCGCAGAGGACCAGGCGCUGCUGCCGGGCCUGCUGACGCUGACGUCGUUCCUGGACGACUGGACGGGGAUGCUGGAGGCGAGGAAGGUGCCGCUGACGAUGGCGGCGCUGGAGGAGGCGAUUCGGCACGGGGACGACGUGGGGGACGGCGCGGGGGUGCGCGGGCGCGCGGACGCGGCGAACCGGUCGAUGCAGGCCGGGCGGGUCUUCGAGCUGCUCCUGGAGAACGUCUUGGAAGACCGGGUGCACGGCGAGAACGCGGCGGAGUGCAGCCGCAUGGAGCACCGCUGGUACGACAUGCUCGACGCGGACGGCGUCUGGCCCGAGAUCCUGCGGCGAUUCCUCCUCUCGGGAGUCUGCACGGUCCUCCCGGGCCGCCAGAUCCUGGAAGCCGCCGCCGCGCUGGGCUCGAGCGCGCCCGAGACGCUCUCCGCGGAGGCGCGCAUGGCGCUGCUCGUGCACCUGACCGACGAGAUCGCGUCGGGCUCGCAGCUGCGGCAGCACAUGGACCAGCGCCAGGCCGGGCGCGAGGACGCGUGCAAGGACGUCCGCGCUGUGCUCCGGAAGCUGCGGAAGCGCGAGGGCGAGAUCGUGAAGGAGCUCCGCGCCGCGAAGGACAAGCAGGCGGCCGGGGGCGCGCCAGGCCCUGCGCAGGGCGCGGAGGGCGAGAUCGACGCGCUGAAUCAGGCGGAGGCGCAGCAGCAGGCGGUCGGGGAUCUCAAGCGCGAGCGCGAGGGGCUGCUCGCGGAGAUCGAGGCGCGCGAGGCGGACCUGGAGCGCAUCCAGCGCGACGACAAGUGGGACGUGCGGCGCGAGUGCCUCGGGGCGGACCGGCACCACCGGCGGUACUGGUACGGGAUGGGGGGGCGGCGAGACUGCGUGUGGUUCGAGCAGCAGCGGCGCGCGGAGGCGGGCGCGGCGGAGGACGGGGCGUCGCGGCGGCGGUUCAUGCGGGAGGUGGAGCCGGUGUGGGGGGUGAUCGAGGGGAGUAAAGCGGUAGAACAGGUGCUUGGGGUCGUCGACGACAGGGGCGUGCGGGAGCGGGAGCUGAAGAAGGGCCUCCGGGGUGCGCUGGAGCGCAUCAAGGCCGAGGAGGACAGGAUGCGCAUGGCCCGCGAGCAGAAGGAGCUGGAGGAACAGGAGGCGUGCGAGGCGCCGAAGGACGAGUCCGAGGAGGGCAUGGCCGUGGCGUUCGCGCCCCGCAAGAUGCUCUUCGAGGUUCGGCCGCCGGACAUCCGCCUGGCAUGUGGCAAGGCGCGCUCGACCCCGGACAUCCGCGGCGCGCUCUGCAACGUCCCGGGGGUGUACACGACCGAGGCCAUCGCGGCGGACAGCGCGCUGGGCACGAUGCGCGACCUCGCGGGCAGUCUGGCGGACGCGGGCGCGGAAGUCGACAGCGGGUGGUUGACGCGGCUCGAAAGCAUCAUCGAGACGCUGGGCGCGCGGAACCCGACGCUCGAGAGGGCGACGUUCGACGUGGGAGCGAUGCGCGGGGAGACGAUGGCGCUGCUGGUGGAGGCGGAGGGCGCGCUGAUGAAAAUGGCGGAGGCCAGUGAGCGCAUCAAGCAGAACACGGGGCGCAUCCUGGCGGCGGUGGCGGAGGAGACCGGCGCAACGGUCGAGGAGCUCAACACCGCGCCUGAGGGUGCGGGUGCGCCGGAGGGCGGUGCGAGCGCGCCGGAGCAGGAGGAGGGCACGCCGGACAAGCCGGCCGGCGGGGGCGACACCGACUCAGACGACGAGGACGGCGACGUCGAGAUGGACGGAGGGGCAGCUGAGGCCGGGCGGCAGAGCCCCGCGCAGGACGGCGCGGCGGAGCGGCAGGACGAGGAGCCGAAGCCUCCGUCGACGCCGGCGGGGAAGAGCGUGCUCGAGGGCAACCGCGCACGCAUCCUGAAGAAGCCCAAAACGUGGAAAGCUGCGCUUUUCACAGUCCUGAGCGAGGCCGGGCCGGACGGCAUGGACGUGGAGGGCAUCAUCGCGGCGGUGAGCGAGCGCGGGCUGUGCGCGGUCGGGGCGCUGAAGAACCCCAAGAGCAACAUCAACGCAACGCUGCAGGGCGACGCGGCGUUCGUUCGCGUGGGGCGCGGGCUGUGGUCCGUGGCAGGGCUCCCGGGCGUGAAGGCGUACGCGCCGACGCCGCAGGUCGCGGUGCCGAGCACCGCGGCGGAGGAGCGCGAGGAGGCGCGCCGGCUCUAUAUCGAGUCGAUGGGCGAGCUGGCCGAGGGUCUGUUCGAGCACGUUGACGACGACGAGCGCGUCGGCGUGGUCUCGCGCCGCAACCGCGGGCGGCUGUGGCGCUCGGAGCGUGAGCGCGCGUCGUGGCUGCAGGACGUCGCCGGCGCGACGACGUUCGCGCGCGUGGCGUACUGCGCGUCCGCGCUGGUGUGGUGCGCGGCGCCGAUGCUCCAGAACGCCGCCAAGCGCUUCGCGAAGCUCGAACAGAAGCGCGCAGCUCAGGAGAAGAUCUCACGGCGCAGGGCGCCGAAGCGGUACGGGGAGUACGACGACGACGAAGAGGACGGCGUGCGCGCCUCCGACGACCUCUUCGCGCCGAACGCCGAGGGCGUGAUGGAGGAGGGCAUCACGGGCCGCAAGCGCAUGCGUGUCAACUACAAGGUCUGA